AUGGAUCCCUUUUCAGCAGAGGGCGAGCUCCUCAACAUUCACAAUGCCUUCCACUCUGGCCAAUACCAGGAGGUGAUCGACUUCGAGACCGCCGCCCUGUCCUCCGAAAACCAGCUCCCAGCCCGUGUACUUAAGCUCCGCGCCCAGAUCGCCCUCGGCCAGAUCGAUGAGGUCCUCGCCGACGUCUCAAGCGAAGAAGAUACCCCCGACCUCGCCGCCGUUAAGGCCCUUGCUCAGCAAGCUGCGGGCAAGACUGACGCCGCCCUCCAGUCGGCUCAGGAGCUCGCUGAAAACUACCCCGAGAAUGCGACAGUGGAGGUUCUGGCCGCUACAAUCUUGCAGGUGCAAGGAUAUAGUGACGAGGCUAUUGCCCUUCUGACCAAGCACCAGGGUAACUUGGAGGCUGUUUCUUUGAUUGUUCAGAUUCAUCUUCAGCAGAACCGCACCGAUCUCGCGCUUAAGGAGGUUCAAGCUGCCAAGCGCUGGGCUCAGGAUUCCCUGCUCGUCAAUUUGGCCGAGUCAUGGGUUGGAUUGCGAGUUGGUGGUGAGAAGUACCAGUCCGCCUUCUACGUCUACGAAGAGCUCGCUUCCGCCCCUAGCACCUCCGCCCCUCUAUCCAUCGUCGGCCAAGCCGUCGCAGAGCUCCAUCUAGGCCGUCUCCCCGAAGCCGAAGCCGCCCUGACCACCGCCCUUGAGAGAUACCCCGAGGACGCAGAACUGAUUGCCAACACAAUUGUUCUCAAUGUGCUGUCGGGGAAGCCGAGCACAGAUCUGGAGUCCCGACUCCAGCAAAUCGAUCCAUCACACGCCCUCCUUGCCGAUAUCCAAGAGAAGAGCGAGUUCUUCGAUACGGCUGCGGCCAAGUAUGCCCCCAAGGUGUCUUCCUAA
Molecule: messenger RNA, 888 nt
Organism: Penicillium angulare
Lineage: Eukaryota; Fungi; Ascomycota; Eurotiomycetes; Eurotiales; Aspergillaceae
Product: putative Coatomer subunit epsilon
Exons: 5
Coding region: 1-888 (295 amino acids)
Biological process (GO): endoplasmic reticulum to Golgi vesicle-mediated transport; retrograde vesicle-mediated transport, Golgi to endoplasmic reticulum; intra-Golgi vesicle-mediated transport
Cellular component (GO): COPI vesicle coat
Molecular function (GO): protein binding; structural molecule activity
Source: RefSeq, a predicted model, not a curated record